Messenger RNA from Coccinella septempunctata (seven-spotted ladybird), 1011 nucleotides. Its product is annotated as tRNA (cytosine(38)-C(5))-methyltransferase. NCBI's taxonomy places the organism in Eukaryota, Metazoa, Arthropoda, Insecta, Coleoptera, Coccinellidae. Gene Ontology annotation, molecular function: methyltransferase activity. The record is from RefSeq and is a predicted model, not a curated record. The coding region runs from base 17 to 1009 and encodes 330 amino acids. The transcript is spliced from 3 exons.
CACUUUUUAUUUUAGAAUGAAAGUGCUCGAAUUUUUCAGCGGCAUAGGUGGAAUGCACUUCGCGCUUAAAGGAAGUGAAAUCGAAAGUGAGGUUCUUCUAGCAGUAGACAUCAACCCAGUUUCCAAUGAAAUAUACAAAUACAAUUUUCCUGACGUCCAUCUCGUGAAUCGUAACAUUCAAUCUCUGUCCCCUAAUUUUUUGAACAAACUAGGUGCUGACACAAUACUUAUGUCCCCACCAUGUCAGCCGUUCACAAGAAAUGGUUCGAAGGGUGAUGUGAACGACCCUCGCUCGCAAGCUUUGAUCCAUAUUCUGAACAUACUGCCUCAUAUAAACAUAUCUAGAAUUCUGAUUGAAAAUGUUAAAGGGUUUGAAACUUCACAAAUGAGAGAUUUGGUUGUUCAAACUUUUGAUAAAUGUGGGUUCAGUUACCAAGAAUUUCUACUGAGUCCGUCGCAGAUUGGUAUUCCUAAUUCGAGGCUUCGAUAUUACUGUUUAGCCAAAAAGGCGCCGUACAAAUUCGAAUUUGAUACAGGACCAUUAAUAUAUAAUUUACCAAACCAAUCUGAAAAUUCUCUAAAAUUCAAGAUUGGGGAUAUUUUGGAAGCUGGUGAUAAGGAGCAGUAUUAUCUUCCCAUGAAAAUAUUGAAGAAAUACUGGAAAGUAUUAGAUAUUUGUUAUGAGGAUUCCCAAAGAUCUUGUUGUUUUACUAAAGCUUACAAUAGAUACUAUGAAGGUACAGGUAGUGUAUUCAGUCAUAUCUCAAAGAAUGACGCUCAAAAAAUUCUUCAAGAGUUGAAAACUCAAACUCUAGAUGAAAGUUCACAAGAGUUCCUUCUAUCAUCUUUGAAACUAAGGUAUUUUACACCUUCAGAAGUGAGUAAAUUACAAUGUUUUCCAGAACAUUUUAAAUUUCCUAAGAUGAUAACGAAUAGGCAAAAAUACAUGGUCCUAGGAAACAGCAUCAAUGUAGAAGUUGUUUCAAAUUUAAUAAAUUUACUCACUUGACA